Auanema sp. JU1783 is the source of this 528-nucleotide messenger RNA. Lineage: Eukaryota; Metazoa; Nematoda; Chromadorea; Rhabditida; Rhabditidae. The record is from the annotation of a GenBank genome assembly.
GUUGAAAUGCAUCACGAAUCUCUCCCAGAGGCCGUCCCAGGAGACAACGUUGGAUUCAACGUCAAGAACGUUUCCGUUAAGGACAUCCGUCGUGGAUCCGUCUGCUCUGACUCCAAGAACGACCCAGCUCAAGAGGCUCGUACCUUCAACGCUCAAGUCAUCAUCAUGAACCACCCCGGACAAAUCGCUGCUGGAUACACUCCAGUUCUCGAUUGCCACACUGCUCAUAUCGCCUGCAAGUUCGCUGAACUUAAGGAGAAGGUUGACCGUCGUUCCGGAAAGAAAGUCGAAGAUAACCCAAAAUUCCUCAAGUCUGGAGAUGCCGGUAUCGUCGAGCUUCACCCAACCAAGCCACUUUGCGUUGAAUCUUUCACCGACUACGCUCCUCUUGGACGUUUCGCCGUUCGUGAUAUGAGACAAACCGUCGCUGUAGGAGUCAUCAAGUCUGUCGACAAAUCAGCUGGAGGUGGUGGAAAGGUCACUAAGUCUGCACAGAAAGCUGGAGGAGCUGCUGGAAAGAAGAAGUAA